Molecule: messenger RNA, 6116 nt
Organism: Microtus ochrogaster (prairie vole)
Lineage: Eukaryota; Metazoa; Chordata; Mammalia; Rodentia; Cricetidae
Gene: Atp7b
Product: ATPase copper transporting beta
Biological process (GO): monoatomic cation transport; copper ion homeostasis
Cellular component (GO): membrane
Molecular function (GO): copper ion binding; ATP hydrolysis activity; P-type divalent copper transporter activity
Source: RefSeq, a predicted model, not a curated record
AAAGUCGCUCUUCCGUCCCCUGACCAGGUGACCUUUGGGCUCCGGGAUGGAUCCCAGGAAGACGUUGGCGUUUGUGGGGACGGUGCCUGAGCAAGAGAGACAGGUCACAGCCAAAGAGACCAGUCGGAAAAUCUUAUCUAAACUUACCAUGCCUGCACGUCCCAGGGAGCAAGCAACGAAGCAGAGCUUCGCCUUUGACAAUAUUGGCUAUGAAGGGGGUCUGGACAGCCUCUCCUCAUCCCAAGCCACCACCAGCGUGGUUAGCAUCCUGGGCAUGACUUGCCAUUCUUGUGUCAAGUCCAUCGAGGACAGGAUCUCUAGUCUGAAAGGCAUUGUGAGCAUCAAGGUUUCCCUGGAACAAGGCAGCGCUACUGUCAAACAUGUGCCAUCAGUCAUGAGCCUGCAGCAGAUUUGCCUUCAGAUUGAGGAUAUGGGCUUUGAGGCCAGUGCUGCAGAAGGAAAGGCUGCCUCUUGGCCAUCCAGGUCCUCCGCAGCCGAGGAGGCCGUGGUUAAGCUCCGGGUUGAGGGCAUGACCUGUCAGUCUUGUGUCAACUCCAUCGAAGGCAAGAUCCGGAAGCUGCAAGGGGUCGUGAGAAUCAAAGUCUCCCUCAGCAACCAGGAGGCCGUUGUCACAUAUCAACCUUACCUCAUUCAACCCGAAGACCUCAGGGACCACAUCUGUGAUAUGGGAUUUGAAGCUGCCAUCAAGAACAGAACAGCUCCCCUAAGGCUGGGACCAAUUGAUAUAGACAAGUUGGAAAGCACUAACCUAAAGAGACCAGCAGUUUCUCCUAACCAGAAUUCCAAUAACUCUGAGACCCCAGGGCACCAAGGGAGCCACAUGGCCACCCUCCAACUGAGAAUAGACGGGAUGCACUGUAAGUCCUGCGUUCUGAAUAUCGAAGGAAACAUAGGUCAACUCCCAGGGGUUCAAAGUAUUCAAGUGUCCUUGGAGAACAAAGCUGCCCAGAUUCAGUAUGACCCUUCUUGUAUCACCCCCUUGCUCCUACAGAAGGCCAUUGAGGCACUGCCACCUGGGCGCUUUAAAGUUUAUCUCCCUGAUGGAGUAGAGGGGAGUGAGCCCGAGAGCGGGUCUUUCAGCUCUCCCUCCCCUGCUUCCUCCCAGAGACACCAAGAGCAGGGCCCGUGUAGUACGGCGGCGGUGCUCAGCAUCACUGGCAUUUCUGGUGCAUCGUCUGUUCCGCCCAUCGAAGGCAUGCUGUCCCAGCGGGAAGGUGUGCAGCGAGUCUCCAUCUCUGCGGCCGAAGGGACUGGAACAGUUUUUUAUGAUCCCUCAAUAGUUAGCGCGGAUGAACUCCGAGCGGCUGUAGAAGACAUGGGAUUAGAGGUGUCAGUGAAUUCCGAAAACUUUCCUAUCAACCGUGUCAAAAACUUCAGCUCUGGGAAUUCUGUGCCGCAUACCAUGGGUGGUACUCCAGAGUCUACGCAGAACCUGGUUUCCAGUGCUAGAGGGGUCCCCGCAAACCAUGAUCCUGGCCACUCGUCAGAUACCCCACCAUCCCCGGGAACAGCAGCACCGCAGAAGUGCUUUGUAGAGAUCAGAGGCAUGACCUGUGCGUCCUGUGUGUCUAACAUAGAGAGGGGUCUUCAGAGACAUGCCGGUAUUCUCUCUGUGUUGGUUGCCUUGAUGUCGGGAAAGGCGGAGGUCAAGUAUAAUCCAGAGGUCAUCCAGCCACCCAGAAUAGCUCAGCUUAUCCAGGACCUGGGCUUUGGAGCAACAGUCAUGGAGGACAACACAGUCUCUGAAGGUGACAUCGAACUGAUUAUCUUAGGGAUGACCUGCGCUUCCUGUGUCCACAACAUAGAGUCCAAGCUCACGAGGACAAAUGGCAUCACUUACGCCUCUGUGGCCCUCGCCACCAACAAAGCCCAUGUGAAGUUUGAUCCCGAAAUCAUUGGACCACGGGAUAUCAUCAAGAUUAUUGAGGAAACCGGCUUUCAUGCUUCCUUGGCCCAGAGACAUCCCAGCGCUCAUCACUUGGACCACAAGGUGGAAAUAAAACAGUGGAAGAAAUCUUUCCUGUGUAGCCUGGUGUUUGGCAUCCCUGUCAUGGGCUUGAUGAUCUACAUGUUAAUCCCCAGCAAUAAGCCCCAUGAGACAAUGGUCCUGGACCACAACAUCAUUCCAGGACUGUCCAUUCUAAAUCUCAUCUUCUUCAUCUUGUGUACCUUUGUCCAAUUCUUUGGUGGGUGGUACUUCUAUGUUCAAGCCUACAAAUCCUUGAGACACAAGUCAGCCAACAUGGAUGUGCUCAUCGUACUGGCCACGACCAUUGCCUACGCCUACUCCCUGGUCAUCCUGGUGGUUGCCAUCGCUGAGAAGGCUGAGAAGAGCCCUGUGACAUUCUUUGACACACCCCCCAUGCUCUUUGUGUUCAUCGCCCUUGGGCGGUGGCUGGAGCACGUGGCAAAGAGCAAAACCUCAGAAGCCCUGGCAAAACUCAUGUCACUCCAAGCCACAGAAGCCACAGUCGUGACCCUUGGUGAGGACAACUUAAUCCUCAGAGAGGAGCAAGUGCCCAUGGAGCUGGUGCAGCGAGGUGACAUCAUCAAGGUUGUCCCUGGGGGCAAGUUCCCAGUGGACGGGAAAGUCUUGGAAGGCAAUACCAUGGCCGAUGAGUCCCUCAUCACAGGAGAGGCCAUGCCUGUCACUAAGAAGCCCGGCAGUGUAGUGAUCGCUGGCUCUAUAAAUGCUCACGGCUCAGUGCUCAUUAAAGCCACCCACGUGGGCAACGACACUACGUUGGCUCAGAUUGUGAAGCUGGUGGAAGAGGCUCAGAUGUCAAAGGCACCCAUUCAGCAGCUGGCUGACCGGUUUAGUGGAUAUUUUGUCCCAUUUAUCAUCAUCAUUUCAACCUUAACAUUGGUGGUGUGGAUUGUCAUCGGUUUUGUCGAUUUUGGUGUUGUUCAGAAAUACUUCCCUAACCCGAGCAAGCAUAUCUCGCAGACAGAGGUGAUCAUCCGUUUCGCCUUCCAGACGUCCAUCACCGUGCUGUGCAUCGCCUGCCCCUGCUCCUUGGGGCUGGCCACACCCACAGCAGUUAUGGUGGGCACUGGGGUGGCGGCCCAGAAUGGUGUCCUGAUCAAAGGAGGCAAGCCUCUGGAGAUGGCACACAAGAUAAAGACUGUUAUGUUCGACAAAACUGGCACCAUCACCCACGGGGUCCCCAGAGUCAUGCGGUUCCUGUUGCUUGUGGACACAGCCACACUGUCCCUCAGGAAGGUUCUGGCUGUUGUGGGUACUGCAGAGGCCAGCAGUGAGCACCCCUUGGGCGUGGCAGUCACCAAAUACUGCAAAGAGGAACUUGGGACAGAGACCCUGGGAUACUGCACAGACUUCCAGGCAGUGCCGGGCUGUGGGAUUGGCUGUAAAGUUAGCAACGUGGAAAGCAUCCUGGCUCACAGUGAUCCGACUGGUGCCCUGAAUGGGGAUGGCAACUCUCCCACAGGAAAAGGUUCAAGCCCGCAGACCUUCUCGGUGCUGAUUGGAAACCGGGAAUGGAUGAAGCGCAACGGUUUGACCAUCUCCAGUGAGAUCAGUGACACCAUGACAGACCAUGAGAUGAAAGGACAGACAGCCAUCCUGGUGGCUAUUGAUGGUGUGCUCUGCGGGAUGAUUGCCAUCGCAGACGCCGUUAAACCAGAGGCUGCCCUGGCUAUCUACACACUGAAAAGCAUGGGCGUGGAUGUGGCUCUAAUCACAGGGGACAACCGCAAGACAGCCAGAGCCAUUGCCACUCAGGUCGGCAUCAACAAAGUCUUUGCUGAGGUGCUGCCUUCUCACAAGGUGGCCAAGGUCCAGGAACUCCAGAACGAAGGGCAGAAAGUAGCCAUGGUGGGAGACGGCGUGAACGACUCCCCAGCCUUGGCCCAGGCCGACGUGGGGAUUGCUAUUGGGACCGGCACAGACGUCGCCAUCGAAGCAGCAGACGUGGUUCUUAUCAGAAAUGACUUACUAGACGUGGUGGCCAGUAUUCAUCUUUCCAAGAGGACUGUCCGGCGGAUCCGGGUCAAUCUGGUGCUGGCAUUGAUUUAUAACAUGGUUGGAAUACCUAUUGCCGCAGGUGUCUUCAUGCCCAUUGGCAUCGUCCUGCAGCCGUGGAUGGGCUCAGCGGCCAUGGCAGCCUCCUCUGUGUCUGUGGUGCUCUCCUCUCUUCAGCUCAAGUGCUACAGAAAGCCUGACGUGGAGAGAUACGAGGCACAGGCCCAUGGCCGCAUGAAGCCUCUGAGCGCAUCCCAGGUCAGUGUGCACGUUGGCAUGGAUGACCGACGGCGGGAUUCUCCUAAGGCCACGCCGUGGGACCAGGUCAGCUAUGUGAGCCAAGUGUCUCUGUCCUCCUUGACAUCAGACAGACUGUCUCGUCAUGGUGGCACAGCAGAUGACACUGGGGACAAAUGGUCCCUGCUUCUGAGUGACAGGGAUGAAGAGCAGUGCAUCUGAGAGCUCAGGUGGCAGCCCUGGGCAGGCCAAGGUGCCCCUCUAGGUGAGCCUGCAUCUGCUCAAUCUGGUUGAGCCUGCAGGGGUAGCCCCAACAAGUAGCAGUGUGUGUGUGUGUGUGGGGUCAAGCUCAUCUCGAGCCCCGACCAUCCUGCUAGCCUUCCUGCAGUGUGUGAGAACUUAACCUGGUGUAUCUGCAGACACCGGGUAGGACUGCUCUCUCCAAACCGUGCUUGGGUUCUAGUAUAGGAGAGAAAGCCAGCACUCCUCAGAGCUCUGCCUCCUGGGUUUGCAUGACUGGCAGUGAAAUGGGGAACCCUCAGUACCAAAAGCCUAGCCAAGCGCCCUGGAGAGCGCCCGUCCAGAGCUUUUCCAUACUGAGAGCUCUCAGAAAGCUUGGCGUUACAUAGCGCCCAUGGGCCAUGCAAGCCGAAGGCUCCCUCAGAUGUGCCUGCUGCUUUCUGCCUUGUGUAGCUGGCAUCUUGAUACCAGGAUGUGCUUGCCCUCUGUCUUGGGUUAGAUGCUCUGGCUCCUUGCAUUUUCUGCCUAAAUGUGACUCCCCGAUUUACACCCCAACCCAAAAGCUUCCCUGCAUCCCUCUUUACUCUGAGGAGAGAUUUCUGUACCGCUUAGAGCCAGUUCUGCAGAUUUGUACAUGCUGCUCCCAAACAGCUGGAGGGAAGCCAGAGUCCAUUUUCCCGGGGGGGUCCAGGUCCUCGUCACCCAGGGCAUCCUAUAUGGUCCUGCCAUGACCUUGGUGCUUAAAGCAGUGUCUUUUGGUGGGCAUAAGCAUAAGGGAACCUUCCUGUCAGCUAGUGAGGUCCCGUGGAGUUUGUCACAAAUGCCUACUGUGUGUCCCUAGAGGGAACUGUUCCAUCAGAAGAGAGUGUUCUGAGAGAGCUGUCUGCUGCUGAGGGACAUCUAAUAGAGGGACAUGCACAGCUCCCCAGUAAAAUGGCUUUGUCAUCAAUGACUGAUUGUGGUCAGGUGGCAUCAGAAGGCCCUGCUUAACCGAGCUCCUGUACUACCUGGAACAGAUUGGCAGAAUCAGAUUCCUCUCAUUGUGACACACACAAAAAAAUAUUGCCUUUAUUGAAUGUCACUUAUUGCCAGGGGCAGUUCUUGCAGAUUUAAUUGUCUCUUUCCCUACAAAAGUAGCUCAGUAGCUAUUGUCUACAUUUUAAAAACAAGGAAACGGAUUCAGAGGAGCUCAGUGUCUCCCUAGGAACUCACAGCCAGUGUGCCGUUCGGUUGGCCCUGAAGGUUGCCGCCGUCUUAAAUAUCAGUGUGCUUGGUGAGAGUAAACUGGGCAAAGGUCCUUGUCUCUGGAGGAGCAAAUGUGCCAGGACAUGUGUUAGUUGUAUCAUCCUAGAGCGCAGCUGGUCACGAGGUUACUAACCUUCAUUUGGAUGGUUAGUUUCAGUUUUGCAUAUGUGUUUUUGCGGAGUUUUUUCCUCUCAAGUCCCAAGUUCCGGGAUUUGUUGUGCUCUUUGUUUUGAACCCCUCCACACCGUCCACCAGAACUCCUCCCACUAUUUCCACCCGUUCAAUCUACAGCUUUGUUUCGGAAUAUUUUUGCUUUGGAAUAAGGUAAUCAUUUUCUAAAGAUGCUAAUUGUGUUGAUUUCUUUUUUACACCUGAGAACAGAAGCAUCAUG